AUGGAGAGCACGAAAAUAAGGCUACUGAAACUGGCCCUAGAAGCUUCCAGACAACAAAUGUUUCGUUCCAACGGCAUUAAACUUUUGUCAUGGCUUGCUCGCCGCUCCCUCUCCAACGAUCCCUUGUAUGAGUCGCUGGCUAGAAGAGGUUAUAGGAAGUUUGGCUCAUCAAUUCAUGGCCAUUACAAGAUUUUCAAUUGUUACAAUAACAAAAAUGUAGUCAAUUCGAGAUAUUGGUCAGGUCUUGGGACGAUUAAUGCACACUAUGGCAACAUCAGAUCGAUUCAUGGCACUUCAGCACGCAUGGCUUCAAAAGAUUAUUAUGAUACACUUGGAGUCAAUAAGAACGCAACCGCAUCAGAAAUCAAGAAAGCCUAUUAUGGGCUAGCCAAGAAGUGGCAUCCAGAUGCAAAUAAAGAUGAUCCAGAAGCAGAAACAAGGUUUCAAGAAGUAUCAAAGGCAUAUGAGGUCCUGAAAGAUGAGGAGAAACGAGCACAAUAUGAUCAGCUUGGACACGAGACUUUUGAAGCAAGUGCUAGUGGUGGAGCUGGUCCCGAUGCUGGCCAUUGGCGCAAUCCAUUUCAAGACCUCGGUGAUAUUUUUGGGUUUGGCCCAUUUGCUCGCAACUUCACUGGCAAGGACGUUAAGGUAUCCCUUGAGCUUUCAUUCAUGGAAGCUGUUCAAGGAUGCACCAAAAAUGUUGUCUUUCAGACCGAGUUGCCUUGUGAAACUUGUGGUGGAAGUGGUGUUCCUCCUGGAACAAAGCCAGAGACAUGUAGGAGGUGUAAAGGAGCAGGCAUGACAUUCAGUCAAACUGGUCCAUUUAGAAUCCAGGUGACUUGUACUCAAUGUGGCGGAAGUGGUAAAUAUGUCAAGAACUUAUGCAAGUCAUGCAAUGGGCAGAGGGUGGUGAGAGGACCCAAGUCUGUGAAGUUAAACAUAAUGCCAGGAGUGGAUACAAAUGAAGAAUUAAGGAUGUCUAGAAGUGGUGGAGCAGAUCCAGAUGGCAACCAGCCUGGCGAUCUUUAUGUUGUUAUCAAGGUGCGAGAAGAUCCUGUAUUUCGACGAGAAGGACCAAACAUUCAUGUAGAUGCUCUCCUGAAUAUCACCCAGGCCGUUUUGGGAGGGACGAUUCAGGUGCCAACAUUAACAGGAGAUGUUGUUCUUAAGGUUCGUGCAGGAACUCAACCUGGUCAAAAAGUAGUUUUAAAAGGAAAAGGAAUUAAAACGAGAAAUUCUUACUCAUAUGGAGAUCAAUAUGUACACUUCAACAUCAGCAUCCCAACGAACUUGAGCGAAAGACAGCGUGAACUGAUUGAGGAGUUUGCAAAAGAAGAGCAAGCUGCUGAAUAUGAGAAAGGGGCUGCAGCUGGAGCUGCUGGAGCCUCUUGAUAGAUUGAUUCAUUCCAGAGUUUGUUUUUUUAAAUUAUCUUUCUCUCAAGCCUACUGCCUACUACAAAGUUUUGAUGGGAAAAUGUAUUGUUGUAUAUAUUUAUUAUUAUUAUAAUUAUAAUUAUUAUU
Lactuca virosa is the source of this 1521-nucleotide messenger RNA. The record is from the annotation of a GenBank genome assembly. Lineage: Eukaryota; Viridiplantae; Streptophyta; Magnoliopsida; Asterales; Asteraceae.